CUCUUUCUGCUCCGAUUUGUUCCUAGCUUUUUCAUUUCGCGCCUCAUCUCGCACCCGCUCUUUUCUCGUUUGCUUUCUACAUUCACGUUAUUUAUUCAGCCAUGACGGACCGGGAGCCCACACAGUUUGCAUUCCGCACAUUGAAGGAUCUUGGUGUUUGCAAUGCGCCGCCAUACGCCAGCAACCUUCCGUUGGCCGAUAAGCCCACAGAGGAGGUCAAGGCUCUGAGAUACAGCCCCGACGGGCAGUACCUGGCGUGGGCUAUCACCAAGGAGGUCCGGAUUGUUGAUGCGUUUACGCAGCAGACAGUCUCCGUCAUCCCUCUGGCAAAUGUCGCCGACGUGCAGUUCUCUCCGCGCGGCACAUACGUGAUGACAUGGGAGCGGUACAGCAAGUCUGACGACCCCAGCGUGAGCAACAACCUGAAGGUGUGGGUGACAAAGACGGCUGAGCAGUGCGGGCGGUUUGUGCAAAAGGCGUAUGCAGACUGGGCUCUGCAGUGGACGGAUGACGAGCAGUUCUGCGCCAAGCUGUAUUCGGGUGAGGUGCGGUUCUUUGCACCGGCAGCGAUGCAGAAGCCAGCGAUGGUGCUGAAGCUCGACAAUGUCUCGACGUUCUCACUGUCCCCCGGACUGUCGCCUUCGGUGGCAGUGUUUGUGCCCGAGAAGGGCGGCAAGCCGGCGCUGGUGCGCAUGUACACUGUGGGCAGCUUUGCGCGGCCAGUGGCCAACAAGACGUUCUUCAACGCCGACAAGGUCGAGUUUUACUGGCACAAACUGGGCACCAAUCUGCUGGUCCUGACGCAGACCGAGGUUGACAGAACAGGUCGGAGCUACUACGGCGAGUCGAGUCUGUAUUUCAUGGCGGCAGCAGGCAACUUUGACUGCCGCGUGACGCUGGACAAGGAGGGUCCGAUCCACGACGUCGCCUGGAGCCCCGUCGAGAAAGAGUUUGUAGUGAUCUACGGCUUCAUGCCGGCGAAAGCGGCGCUGUUCAACCAUCGCGCUGAGGAGGUCUUUGACCUCGGCGUCGCACCGCGCAACUUUGUGCGCUUCAACCCGCACGGCCGCGUGCUGGCCAUCGCUGGCUUUGGUAACCUGUCGGGCCAGGUUGACCUGUGGGACCGCAAGAAGCUCAAGAAGAUCGGGACUGUCGACGCCCACGGUUCGUCGAUGUGUGAGUGGGGUCCCGACGGUCGGUAUCUGAUGGCUGCGACUCUGUCGCCGCGUCUGCGUGUCGACAACGGCAUCAAGAUCUGGCACUACUCGGGUUCGCUCGUGUACAACCAAGACAUGACCGAGCUGUAUCAGGUCGACUGGCGUCCGGCUAGCGUAGCCAAGUUCCCGCAGCAGCGCUCCGCUCUGAGCCCGGUGCCUGCUGGUCUCACUGUGAUUGCCCCCAGCGUUAAGCCCACUGCCAAGCCCUCCGGUGCCUACCGCCCGCCGCAUGCACGCAACCGCCCAGCCGGUGAUGACUCGCCUCGGUCUCUGUCUGACAUGGCUGAGCGCAAGGCCUUUGGCGGCGUUGUCAAUGCCAACCGUGCUGUGCCUGGCGCUCCUGCCAAGGUGCCUGUGGGUGCGAGCCCGGAGCAGGCAAGCAAGUCGAAGAAUCGCCGCCGCAACCGCGGCAAGAAGAGCAGCGAGGAGAAGGCCGAGGCCAAGCCCGAGUCCCCGAAGCCAGAGGAGCCGAUUACCGAGGUCGAUAUUCUGAAGAAGGUGCGGAACAUCAAGAAGAAGAUUGGUCAGAUCGAGGCCCUGGAGGUGCGCAAGAACAGCGGCGAGACUCUGGAGGCGAACCAGAUCGCCAAGAUUGCUUCCAAGGUCAGUCUUGAGACCGAGAUCGAGCAACUCAACCAGAAGCUUGCCAAGCUUUCCGCCUGA
This is a messenger RNA of Linderina pennispora, 1880 nucleotides long. Its product is annotated as translation initiation factor eIF-2A. Gene Ontology annotation, cellular component: cytosolic small ribosomal subunit. Gene Ontology annotation, molecular function: tRNA binding; mRNA binding; protein binding. The coding region runs from base 102 to 1880 and encodes 592 amino acids. NCBI's taxonomy places the organism in Eukaryota, Fungi, Kickxellomycota, Kickxellomycetes, Kickxellales, Kickxellaceae. Gene Ontology annotation, biological process: translational initiation. The transcript has a single exon. The record is from RefSeq and is a predicted model, not a curated record.